Sapajus apella (tufted capuchin) is the source of this 581-nucleotide messenger RNA. Its product is annotated as platelet factor 4-like. The record is from RefSeq and is a predicted model, not a curated record. Gene Ontology annotation, cellular component: extracellular region. Gene Ontology annotation, biological process: neutrophil chemotaxis; inflammatory response; chemokine-mediated signaling pathway. Lineage: Eukaryota; Metazoa; Chordata; Mammalia; Primates; Cebidae. Gene Ontology annotation, molecular function: CXCR chemokine receptor binding; chemokine activity. The coding region runs from base 160 to 468 and encodes 102 amino acids. The transcript has 3 exons.
UUCUGCACCACACUUCCUCAGUGUCCACCCCAGGCUUCCGGACUGGAAGGAAGGGGGCGGGGAAUAAAAGUUGCCGGUGAGGCCCGGAAGUCACCACCUGCAGAGCUCCAGCCCGACUUUCCCUGAGCGCUGGGGUCCUGCUGGAACCUCCGCGACAGGAUGAGCUCCGCAGCCGGGUCCCGCGCCUCCCGCCCGGGGCUGCUGCUCCUGGGGUUGCUGCUCCUGCCAGCUGUGGUCGCCUUCGCCAGCGCUGAUGCUGAAGAAGGAGAUGGGGACCUGCAGUGCCUGUGUGUGAAGACCACCUCCCAGGUCCGUCCCAGGCACAUCACCAGCCUGGAGGUGAUCAAGGCCGGACCCCACUGCCCCACUGCCCAACUGGUAGCCACGCUGAAGAAUGGGAGGAAAAUUUGCUUGGACCUGCAAGCCCCACUGUACAAGAAAAUAGUUAAGAAACAAUUGGAGCGUUAGCUACUAGCUGCCUAAGUGUGCACUUUCAAUCUAACUGUGAAAGAAUCUUCUGAUGUUUGUAUUAUCCUUCUUAUAUUAAAUUAACAAAGUAUGUCAGGUUGUGGUAUAGUCAA